UCAAGUAUUUGAUAUUGACGACUCAUUGUAAUGAGGCCACACAUUCGAACUAAAGAUCAUCUGCCAGUACUAAAAUGAAUGUAGAAGCAAAAAAGAGAUAAGGGAUGAGCAGCUAGCUUGUUAUUCUUUCCUUUACCCAUGCAAAAGAAACUCUUAACAUUCCUCAUCACGUUCCUUCGUUCCUCGGGCAUCCUCUAUUGGCUUGGUCAAGACAUUAUAUAUUUAAACAACCAUCCAAAAUAUAUCCUGUUCAUCAUCAAUCUUUCCUCAAAACAUUUGUCACUUACAACUGCCACAAAAAAUUUUUUUUUUUUUUUUAUAAAAAAAAAGUAUCAUGAGCUCCUCGUACCCAUUACCAACUCAUGCUAACCCUAGUCCGCAAAACCAGCCGGUCAAGCGGCACCACUCUGCCCGUUACUACGCCCAUAGGGUGCGAGAAAGCUUAGCAACGAGGGUUUCCAAGCUCGUCUGCUCCAUUUUCUUGUUCUUUCUUUUCUUGAUUGGCGUGAUCACAUUCAUCUUGUGGUUAAGUUUACGCCCGCACAGGCCAAGAUUUCACAUCCAUGAAUUUUCAAUUCCAGCUAUUGCCCAAGGAAACGGGUUUGAAAAUGCCCAGAUAGAUUUCAACGUCACUGCCCGUAAUCCAAACCGGGCGAUUGGGAUCUUCUACGAUGCAAUGCACAUUUCAGUAACUUACGAUGAUCAAGGCAUUGGGGCUACUUCUUUGUUGUAUCCAUUUUACCAAGGGCCCAAAAAUACCACAGUUCUUGCUGGUAGCUUGAGUGGUGCUACAUUAACCGUCACCAAUCAAAGAUGGCAGCAAUUUUUAGCUGAUCGAUCACAAGGAAGGGUAAUUUUCAAGCUUGAUGUAACCUCGACCAUUAGAUUCAAAAUUUCUUCGUGGGAUAGUAAGCAUCAUACCCUGCAUGCUAAUUGUCCGGUUGGAGUUGGCCCUGAUGGCACCAUCUUGCCUGAGUACAAAGAUAAAAGAUGUCCUGUUUAUUUCAGCUGAUUAAUCUGGAUUAAGAGAGGAAAUCCCAGAUAUUUUUUUCUUUUCUUUUUUUUUGGUUUAAAAAAAAUUAUUAUUAGUGAUUGUGAAUUUGAUGUAAGAUUCGAUGUUACUGUGAUCAAAAUUGAUGUAUACCUGGAGAGGUGGCAUUUCGUGGGAACAUGUUUCUCAGA
Messenger RNA from Coffea arabica (coffee), 1182 nucleotides. RefSeq names its product NDR1/HIN1-like protein 26. Lineage: Eukaryota; Viridiplantae; Streptophyta; Magnoliopsida; Gentianales; Rubiaceae. The record is from RefSeq and is a predicted model, not a curated record. Gene Ontology annotation, biological process: defense response to other organism. Gene Ontology annotation, cellular component: plasmodesma; plasma membrane.